CGUUCCACUACGUCAAGUCGUCCCGUCCGCUCGGUGAAGAUGUCUGCGACGGGUACAGGCGGCUGUGGACCCGGACCCGGACCCACCUCGGGCUCCGGGUCCGGGGCUUCCAACCCCCGAAAGUUUAGCGAGAAGAUAGCGCUGCAUACCCAGCGACAGGCCGAGGAGACGGCUGCCUUCCAGGAGGUUAUGAUGGACAUCACCUCGACCAGGCUCCAGGCCCAGAAGCUCCGUCUUGCCAGGAGUCAGGGUCCGUACUUCAGUGGCUCGCUGCCCAACGUCAACCAGAUCGGCAGGAACCCUCAGGACUUCCAGGGCUCCUUCCCAUCCACUCUGGAGUCCAGCCGGUCUACUCGGCAUCACGGUCUAGUGGAACGAGUCCAGAGGGACCGCCGUUUCAUCUCGCCGGUCCGGCCGUACCGCAACCGACAAGUGGACAGCUCGCCGUAUAACUCCGCCUACCUGUCCCCGCCUCCUGACCCCAGCUGGAGAAGGAAUUGGUCCGGAAACUUCCCCGGGGAUAAAAGCCAGUUGUUUCGUCUCCCCACCACUGCACUCAACAGGACCAACUCCGACUCGGCCCUCCACACCAGCGUCAUGAACCCUCCCGCAGGAGACCCCUUCACCACAGGAGGACCCACCCUCACCCCCCAGAGCAGCAGACGCACCGGUCAGAGUGAUGGAGAGGGCAGAAGAAUGUUUCCGUACCCUGUCCCCCCCAUUGAAGAGAACGUGCUGGACGAGGGGAAACUGCUCAAACCCUGGGACACCAAGAAGUUGCCUCUGUUGUCGUCCCGACCCAAGUCUUGUGAAGUCCCUGGUAUCAACAUCUUCACGUCCCCGGAGCAGCCGUCCACGCUGGCCCACGGCGUCCCGUCGGCCCUCAACACCGGCGGCUCGCUGCCCGACCUGUCCAGCCUGCACUUCCCCUCCCCGCUGCCGACGCCGCUCGACCAGGACGAGCCGGGCUACCAGGGAUCCUCCUCGCUGAGCGGGGGGAGCAGCACGGGAAACCUCGCCUCCACCCUCACGCAGCUGGGCAUCAACGCCGCCAAUGCGCAGGGAGGCAACGGCAACUUCCACCACCACACGCAGGGUCUCCUGGCGUCUCUACAGAGCACGCUCAGUAACCCCUCCCUUCAGUCAUCACUAAGCAACCCCAACAUCCAGUCGUCGCUCAGCAGCCACUCCUUUUCCAACUCUUUGAGCUCCGCCUCCCUGCACUCGUCGCUCAGCAACCCCUCGCUGCAGUCGUCCCUCAGCUCCUCCCCCUCCCUGCCGUCCUCCCUCAGCAGCCAAUCGCUGCACUCCUCCCUCAGUAGCUCCUCCCUGCAGUCGGCGUCCAGCGGCAACCCGAGCUACAGCAGCGGAGUGGGCGGCUCCGGCUCCUGCUCCUCCUCCUACUCGCCGCUGCUCGGCGGACAGGGCCAGCCGCCGCUCAGCACGUCGCCACGGAGACGGGCGCAGCUGUCCCCGCUCAUCCUGCCCAUGGGAGGGGAGUCGCGGAGGCAUCACUCCAAACAGUUCUCCCCCACCAUCUCCCCCACCCUGUCGUCCAUCACACAGGGCGUCCCUCUGGACACCAGCAAACUGCCUCUGGACCAGAGGCUCCCUCCGUAUCCUCUCAGCCAGUCCCACCAGCACCAGCCAGGCGCCCACCAGCCUCUCCCCGGUCUGCAGGGCUCCCAGCCGGGCCAGCAGCCCCCCCCGCUGGGCCAGCACCACCACCAACAGCUGCACCGCCUCCAGCAGCCGCGGCCCAGCGCUCAGCAGCAGCUCCACCUGCAGAACCUACGCAACACACACAACCAGCACAUGCAGCACUUUGGAACGCAGCAGAGGCCAAUGGGGCAGCAGGUGAACGCGCAGCUGAUAAAGAACGAGAGGGCGAUGGAUCAGUGCGUCCAGAGCUCCUCGUCCUCGCAGGGUCACGUCAAACAGGAAACAGAGCAGCAGCGAGCUGACGGCCUCCCCCAGCUGCAGCAGAUCAGCCACAACCUGGCCACAGACCUCUACAAUGAUGCCUUGUUCAACUCUCUGCUGGACGACCCCUAUCUGAGUCUGCAGCUCACCGGCAAAUCCAGCCAGCAGUUCACAUCAGACCACCAGGGCGACUGUCUGUCUCUGAACCACGGCGGUCUGAGCUGCACCACCGCAGACAAGAACCAGUUCCCCUCCAACACCCAGGGACCCCUGGACAUGCAGGACCCCGGAGACCAGCAGCUCCUCAACAACCAGAACCAGAACUACAGCUGCGGCGAGGGUCGACACAACGUGCCCAACAUCAUCCUCACCGGCGACUCGCCGCCGGGUCUGUCUAAAGAGAUCGCCAGCGCUCUGUCUCACGUCCCCGGCUUCGAGAUGGACCCCUUCUCCCUGGACGACCCGCUCAGGAUGGACCCCCUGGCUCUGGACAUGCUGGACGGCGACCUGAUGCUCGCCGACCCGGCUGUGGAGGACUCUUUCCGAUCCGACCGGCUGAAGUGACCCCGCGGCCUCUCUGCUCCAGCAGCUCGGUGGGAAUCGAGGAGACGGCCACCCGGACGGAGGCGUGGAGGACCUCCUCCGAUCAGACGGUCUGCAGAGCGAGGUUUGAACUCGGGCGUCUCCGAGCGUCUUUUUGUCGGCGAGAAGGACCCGAGAUUUCUGUCGGAGCUGAACGAACUGAAGGAGGGGGAGUUUCCCGUCGACGGCACUUAACUGAAAACGCUCUCGCAAUGCUUGAAGCCCAGAAAAACCGAGACGCUUCUGUUUGUAGGCAUUAGCUUCUACGAGUCUUACCUGCAUGCUAAUGGAAAAAUGCACUCGCGUAAAUGCAAACACGCACGUGACGCCGGCUUUAUGUAAGAAACCGUCUGUAAAAACCAGCAACGCUCGGGGGGGGGGGCUUGAAAAGCACGACGCAGCCCGACACGUGCGGACCCCCCCCCGCGCUCCGUUCCGGGAAAGACCGCGUGGGAUUGGUUCGGACUGUUUUACCCCAAAAUGUCUUUAGGUUAAAUACCCUGCAGUGGGGGCCAGCACUGCUCCAUCAGCCUCUUUGACGGGAACGUAGCCAUGACGAAGAGCUCUGCGUCUUUUUAUUAAGCAGCUUCUCCUGCUUUAGCCUGGAAGAGGCUGCGAGAUCCUCCUCACAUCCAACUGCAUGAAUCAGAGAUUAUAGCGAGUGAACGAGCAGCAGGUUAAAGGUUUGGGAUGAAGCCUCUCAGGUGUGUGUUCAGUGCUUAAAACCCCCCCAAAAUGCUGCUUCUUUUCAAGUCUGACUUAUCAGAACAAUCAGAGCGGCUCUGAGUCCUCCGGUUAUCCUGCGAUCACGCCGGACGCUUUCUUCGACGCGUUCGAUGCAGACGUUUAGUCACGAGAUGAUCGACUGAACGAGAAAGCAGAAACACACAGAAUCAGGUUCUUUCCUCUUCAGACGCCUUAAAGUCCUUCAGGUGAAGCCGAGCGAGGUUCAAAGGUGAAGCUCACCUGUGGUUUCAUGACACCUUUGAACUGAUGAGAGAAGCAGCGUCCUGUCUGAUCGCAGAUAAUCGUCUCUUCGUUUCUUCAAAUGUCUCUGCUGAUGCUGAGAUGCUGAGAGCGACAGCGUUUCUCUGCGUUUCAGCCUCGUUUACCUGCUGCCGGCGCUGGAAGAAGACCGCGCCGACGAUGCCUCGCAUGCCAAUCGGCCGCAUUUUUAAUUAAAAUUUAUGCAUUUCAAUGAUGAACGUGAAUGUGUCUGAUGAUGGAGAGGCUGAGGGAUGAAUCUGUAGUGGACCGGAAAGAAAAAGAAAUAACCUGGAGGCUUCUUUCAGCGACGCGUGACUCAAUCCAGAUCAGGAUUCAGUCCGGUCCAGGUGUUCAUGAGCCGCCGCCCCCUCAGACUUCAGCUUUAUCCUCCUGUCAGGUCGAGCUUUUAAAGGGCGAUUCCACCAAGAAAUGUCUAAACAUGCGUUUCCCAGAAGCUCAAAGUGCUCCAUGUUGAUCCAGAUCUGCAGCUGACCCUCAUCAUGAUAGAUCAUUCUCUUAAUUCACUGAUUGAUCAUUUGCUCUAAAACUUGAAGUCCAGAUCCCAAAGAAAAGCCAGAUCCUCACAGGUGAGGAUGUUCUGUUAGUUCCUGAUUCAUCUUCUAUCAGUUGAUUUAUUUAAAUCUGAUCUCAGGACAGAAAUUAAUCUGCACCUUUUCUGAUAAUCGAUUAAAUGUUUAUUUGUUCUUGUAAAAUAAACAUUUGUUGGUUUUUCUGAUCAUCAAGUGAUGAUUUGUAAGUUGGACAGAACGUUUGAAGACGUCGUCUCAACCUGUGGACCAAACCUUUGAUUGAUUCAUUGAAUAAUCUGCAGAUUAAUUGAUAAUAAUCCUCAUUCGUGUGCGUGCUCUGCUGUACCUGUAACCACACCCAGCAGUGAUGUCACAGUGUCCUGGAGUACACCUGUGCACCGCUGCAGGUGAGAGGUUUCCAGAGAGUGACGUUGCUCCUUUGAAGGUCACUUCCUGUUUCGGUGUUGGACGUUUUUGGUGGGAUUGCCCUUCAACCCCAGUCACUGUGAUUGACAGCCCUUAGCCCCGCCCUGCCUGCACUUGCUGCACCUGUGUUUUAGCCCCGCCCCUGGGCCCGAGCAUAGCAACAUAUUUUUAUGUAACAAAGUUAAAAAAAUCUUAAUAUUAUUCUGACUAUAAAGAAGUUUUAUUUUUUAAUGCAAAGUGGUCUAAACCUGUAUGUAUAUACUUUUUUCAGAUAAUAUCUUUAAAAAAAACAGUAUAUUUAAGAUGAGAGCAGAAAAAACAGCCGUCGGUUUCUCGCAGUCGGAGCGUUUUUGAACAACAGCUGGUGAAACGUGAAAUUAGCUGCACGUGGCCGCCGUCGUCUGUCCCUUUGUUGUUGUUUGUGGAGCUUCUGGAACGCCGUCAGCUGGUUACUGGAGUUACUGGGAUCAGAGGAUUGUUUGGACGUGGCUGGAGUUUGAAGGAAGAGUUCAACGUUUGGAAAACGAUCAAAUAUCCCUUUAAUUCAAUUUUCUAAAAUAAUAUUUUUCAUAUGUCAUGAAGUAGAAAGUCAGUGUAGUUUGUGUUUCCUGUGAUGUGAUUGGUGGAGAGAGAGGCAGCCUGUGGCCGAGUUUAAGGACCAGUGUGCAGGAUGUAGUGACAUCUAGUGGUGACAUCGCAGAUUGCAGCCAUCGAAUCCUCCUCCCCUGCAGUGGAGGCGGUUCUGGGUUCCUGAAGACUCUUUCUGAGGUUACGAAAACACGACGAUUCUCAUUUUCAGCCAUUAAAAACUAAUGAAAACAGACAUUUCUGCUCAUAGAUCCCUGAAAUCCUGCACGCUGUUUUUAAUUCGACAUGAACUGAACGACAGCUUUUGAACUGCAACGAGCAGCAGAUGCAGUUUUCAGUGUUUGCAGCAACAUUUAAGAGUCUCGAGAUGAUUUACAGGAUAGAAAAAUGUUAAAAUGACGUUUUUCUUUCAGAGAAUAAUGUGGAUUUUUUUUAAGUAAUUCAGAUGAAACAAGAACAAACACAGAAGCAGCGAUGAGAUUUAUUUUUCCCAACUUUACUUAUUGAAUUGAUUUUUUAAAGACGGCAAAAGUCUCGACCUUAAAAAUGUGUUUUUCUGUUUAUUCCAGUCGUUUAAAAGGCUGUUUUAUUGUUUGGAUGGCAGAUUUAAAAAAAAUAACGAGUAGAAUUUCAGUAAAAAUAAAAAAAAUUGACAAAAGGUGAAAUUUUAGAAAGCUGAGUUCAGGUCGCCUGUUUCCUGUUUUCAAUGAAUUUAUUUCUUUGUUUUUAAUGGAAAAAUAAACUGUAAAUGUUCUGAAAGUCGGCGGUGCCGCAGUUACAGAGUUAGAGGUCAGAGCAGGUCUGGAAAGUUGUGGAAACGGUCUGAGGUCUGGACUGAGGGAGAUCCUCAGGUGUGAUGAGGAAGCUCAUUGGCUGGAUUGUAGCUUUAAGAACAGGCAGUAGGAGGUGGAGCGGGUGGUGUUCUGACUGUAAUUAACAAGUGAUUUAAUGAAGCUGCGGUGUCGAGCGGCAGCAGCAGCGUCAGGCCGAGUGCUGCCCCCUGCAGGUCAGUCCACAAACAUCUCAGAGGGAUGUUAACAUGAAGAAAUGUCCUCUCUGGGCUCCUGUAGCUCGUCCAGUCCAUCAGACCUGGUCCAAAGGGCAGCGUCAUGGUGGUGGUGUCUCGUCUCUCGGGACGAGUCCCGUCGGCGCCGGCAGCCGGUGAGAUUCCAGGCAGAGACGGACGGAGCGAAGACUUUUCUGUCCUUCGAGUCUGUUCGCUGGUGUUUGUGAUGGAAGGAGCAGAGACGUUUGGACAGAUGUUGUGUCCACGUUAAGGUUUUCUCUGUGUUGUUGACAGGAAGUGGAUUUGGUCAACAUCUCCAGCUUUUAUUACUGAAAACAAAAAACAUCUCGUGGCAACAUUUCUUGUCUUUAUUGGCCCUAAAAUCAUAUUUUCUAACAGUGUCAACAGUCAAAUCAGCUGAGUCCUUUCUUCUUCUCUUCUUUCUUUUCCUGCCCUCACUCCUCUUCUUCUCUUUUAGAAGUACAGUCGGUGUAUUUGUCUUCAGUGCGAGUAGAAAUACCCUGAAUGUGGCCGUUCCUUCAUCCACACUAGUCUGUGUCCAGGUGAACUUUAAAGACAGAUCAGAGGAAACGUCCUUCAUGUUUCUGCCUUUAUAAUCACCUGAUGUUCGUUUAAAAGCUCGUCGUUUCAUCUUAACUCUCAGUCUCAUUUUUCUAAAAGCCGACGUUGCUCAGAAGGUCAAAACUGUCGAAACAAGACAAAUAUAUGUUUAAAAUCAUCCCAUAAUUUACGUGUGUGUGUGUGUGUGUGUGUGUGUGUGUGUGUGUGUGUGUGUGUGUUCGUGUGUGUGUGUGUGUUCGUGUGUGUGUGUGUGUGUGUGUGUGUGUGUGUGUGGCCUCUUGCCGAUGUUAUGCAAUAAACUGUUAUAAGUUAACAUGCAGUUCCGGACUCUGCCAGUAGGGGGAGCUGUUGACCAGCGUGUGUGUGUGUGUGCGUGCAGACUGGGGAUCAGUUAAAGGCCAUAUUUCAUAUUUUUUCAUAUUUUGUAUUGAUGUAUGAUAUUAAUUGCUCUCAUAUUAUUAAUGUUAUUGUUAGUUUUCAUGUUUUUAGGCUGCAGAGAAUAAAAUGAGCGUUCUGCAUCUUUUGCUUUGUAUUUGAAUAAGAAAUCGACUUUUGUUCUAUUCAGAUUUUUAUUUGAACCUUGUAAUAAAUAACCAGGGAAUGUUGAGCGAGUUGUACAUAAGAAUACGUUUCUCAAGCUAACAGGAGAGAUUUUUAAAGAAACUGUACCUUCACAUUAUUUUCCAGAAAAUAAACAAAUGAAACCUGGAGCAGCUGCAGUCUGUUGGUGUGUGUUUGCACUUGCACAUUGGGAGUAUUCACAUCCUUAUUUAGAUUAAAGUAUUCAUACCACACUGGAAAUACUCGACUACAAGUAAAAGUCCUGCAUUAAAAAUAUUAGUUAAGUAGAAGUAUGUCAGUAUAAUCAGUAAAAUGUACUUCAAGUAUUAAAGUAAAGGUAGUGAGUGCAGUAAACUGACUGUUCUGUCUGAUCUCAUCAGAUUAUUGAGACUCAGUCGUUCAUGUCAAAGCAGGAUUUUACUGACACACUGAA
Messenger RNA from Chelmon rostratus (copperband butterflyfish), 7618 nucleotides. Its product is annotated as CREB-regulated transcription coactivator 2. NCBI's taxonomy places the organism in Eukaryota, Metazoa, Chordata, Actinopteri, Chaetodontiformes, Chaetodontidae. Gene Ontology annotation, biological process: positive regulation of transcription by RNA polymerase II; protein homotetramerization. The transcript is spliced from 16 exons. The record is from RefSeq and is a predicted model, not a curated record. Gene Ontology annotation, cellular component: cytoplasm; nucleus. Bases 40 to 2487 code for a protein of 815 amino acids. Gene Ontology annotation, molecular function: cAMP response element binding protein binding.